AUGGAGGAGGUCCCUGCUGUCCUGAUCCCCUGGAUCCGCGCUGUUCGUCUCCAGCUGCGCGAGCGGUUCCGCACGGACCUUCCUGUCCUGCGUCUGCACUUUGACAGAGGUGUUAUGGAGGUCGCUCGUACCUCCAUGAUCCAUGCGGCUGCUCCCCAUUUUCUGUGGCCGUUUGCGGUCCGGUACGCGGCGCAUCAGCUCAACCUCUGGCCCCGUGUCUCCUUGCCGGAGACCUCGCCUACACUGCGUUGGACGGGGGAGGUUGGCGAUGCGUCGCGGUUCCGGGUCUGGGGUUCUCGUGCCUUUGUUCGCGAUACCACCGCGGACAAGCUCUCCUCUCGCGCCAUUCCCUGCGUCUUCCUUGGCUUUCCCCCUGACGCGCCUGGCUGGCAGUUUUACCACCCCACCUCGCGCCGAGUCUUCCCCUCUCAGGACGUCACGUUUGACGAGUCGGUUCCCUUCUACCGUCUCUUCCCCUACCGCACUGCCCCUCCACCCCCUCCGCCGCUCUUCCUCGCUCCAGAGGUCACUGGUGACUCUGGUGCUGCUGGGGGUGGUGCUGCGUCUGGAUGUGCGGAGCCUGAGCACGCGGAGCCUGGGGGUGCUGGGCCUGGGGGUGCGGAGCCUAGGGAUACGGAGCCUGGGGGUGCUGAGCCUGGGGGUGCGGAGCCUAGGGGUGCUGAGCCUAGGAGUGAUGCGUCUAGGGGAACGUUGCUGACACUCGAGCUGGAGGUGCUGGAGCUGGUGACACGGUCGUUGGAGACGCUGCAGCUGGAGGUACUGGAGCAAGAGGCGCUGGAGCUGAGGCCGCUCGACCUAGAGGCGCUGGAGCUGGAGCCAAUGGAGCUGGAGGCGUUGGCGCUGGAGGCGCUGGAGCUGGAGGCGCUAGACCUGGAGUCGCUGAAGCUUGAGGCGCUAGCACUGGAGGCGCUGGAGGCGCUAGAGCUGGAGGCACUGGAGCUGGAGGUACUGGAGCUGGAGGCCCUCGGCAGCAGCGACCAGCGUCAUAAGCCUGCGUCCCGUUCUGCCUCCCCUGUUCGCACUGCUCGCCGUGCUCAUCGUGUUCCGCGCCCGCGUCCUCCUCCAGUGCCAGGCACUCACACUAUGGCACUUCGUCCUUCCUCUGUCCCACAGCGCGUCCCUCUGCCGUCUCCUCCUGCGUCCUCUCUUCUUGACGUUCCUGACCCUGAGUUUGACUUGGUUCGUGCUGCCAGUCCCACUGUCACGCGUCUCCUCGCUACUCUUGUAACCGACCCAUCGUUUGAGUCUACUGCUGCGUCUGCCUUAGUUGCUGAGCUUGUGGACUUUGCUGCUGCGUGUCGUCUCGACUAUGCCGCUAGUCUUGUUGCUGAGUCUAAGUCUGUCUUGUCGGGGGUGAGUGGGCUCUUGGCACGGGCUCUUGGCAGGAGGACUUUGAGUGUCUUGCGGCUGCUGUACCUCAUCUUGUGGCCUGGCUGCUUGCGCCUGAGGGAGACCCGGAUGCACUGGACAUCCCGACCCCGCGCUCUUACGCAGAGGCAAUUGAUCUCGGGUCCCUACUCCUCUCAGUGGCAGACAGCCAUGGACGCAGAGAUGGCAUCCUGGAAGUCCACAGGCACCUACGUCGAUGAGGUUCCCCCUCCUGGGGCGAACAUUGUCGAUGGCAUGUGGAUUUUCAGGGUGAAGCGGCCGCCGGGUUCUCCGCCUGUCUUCAAGGCUUGUUACGUUGCUCGAGGCUUCAGUCAGCGGCAGGGAGUUGACUUCUUCCAGACCUUCUCCCCUACCCCGAAGAUGACCACUCUUUGGGUGCUGCUGCACGUUGCCGCUCAGCGUGACUACGAGCUUCACUCUCUUGACUUCAGCACAGCGUUCUUGCAGGGCAGCCUACACGAGGAGAUCUGGCUGCGCCGCCCUCCUGGCUUCACUGGGUCGUUCCCUCCUGGCACCCAGUGGAGCCUCCGGCGGCCGGUCUACGGUCUCCGCCAGGCACCUCGUGAGUGGCACGACACACUGAGGACUACGCUUGCGGCUCUCGGGUUUGCUCCUUCGACUGCUGACCCGUCGCUGUUUCUGCGCAUAGACACCUCACUGUCGCCGUUCUACAUCCUCGUGUACGUCGACGACUUGGUCUUUGCCAGUGCUGAGACUGAGGCACUCGCCUUGGUAAAGUCGGAGCUGUAG
Molecule: messenger RNA, 2160 nt
Organism: Closterium sp. Yama58-4
Lineage: Eukaryota; Viridiplantae; Streptophyta; Zygnematophyceae; Desmidiales; Closteriaceae
Source: the annotation of a GenBank genome assembly